AUGGAGUCAGGGAGCAAUGCAACCCAUGUGAUCGAUCCAGACGGAAAUGUAAUGAUCAUCUUACAGAACGCAAACAAGCCCUUUGCUGCUUCCAGCGAGGAAUCCAACCCCCCCAAGAAGUGCAAGACGUCUCAGAAUCAAGAGUUCCGCAUUUUAGUUUCUGCAAGCCACCUCACCUUUGUGUCACCGGAGGGCCUUACACUCUGCACUGCAGGCUCAGUCAAUAUCACCGCGGACGGUUGGGAUCUCGAGGCAUUUCUAAUUCUGUUGAGAAUCUGUCACUGCAAGCACCACCAAGUUCCUCGAACGCUUAGCCUUGAAUUACUUGCGAAGAUCACUGUUUUGGUGGAUUACUAUGAGUGCUUCGAUGUUCUGCGAUUCUUCGCGGAUACGUGGAUUAGCUGCUUAGAGCAGGACUUUCCAACGCAAUACUCGCGAGACUUGCUGCUAUGGGUGUGGAUAUCUUGGGCUUUAAAACUGCCUGCUCUCUUUCAACAGGCAACGGGGGUCGUUAUAAACCAAGCCACGGAUUCAGUUACGGCGCUAGGUUUACCAAUCCCGCAGAAGAUCAUCGACAACAUCAACAGAAAGAGAGAAUCGAUAUUUCAGUAUACAUUUGCCACGCUAGACAACCUUCAAAAAUCUCUCAUUGAUGGAAGGAAAGGUUGCUCUCCUGGAUGCAGGUCAAUUAUGCUUGGUACUUUGAUGAUACAGAGGCGUUCGAACGGUUUACUCACGUCAGAUGGCACAGCACCUCUUGCAGGUUUAAAGGCUGGUGACCUUGUGACAAAAGUGGGUAAACUUAGUCCCCCAGCAUGGCAUCCAGGACAUAAUUACUUUUCUAAAUGUCAUGAGGGUAUCUUGUCUAGCAUGACUUCGGAACUGAAGCUAAGUCUCCGGGGUCUUGAUCUUCAAUACCAAACAACUUAA
Molecule: messenger RNA, 930 nt
Organism: Aspergillus caelatus
Lineage: Eukaryota; Fungi; Ascomycota; Eurotiomycetes; Eurotiales; Aspergillaceae
Exons: 3
Coding region: 1-930 (309 amino acids)
Source: RefSeq, a predicted model, not a curated record